AAGCCAACACUGCAUAUCUGGACAAUGACUUUCUUUCUUGCUUUCUGUGCCUGCUGAGUCCCGAAGCUUCUUCUUUGUAAGAGUACAAUGGUAUGUAUUCGGAAAACCAGUUGCUGAUUGAAGAAGGUGGUUCACAGGUUUCAACAUGAUGGCAUAAAUAUGCGUGUUGGUUUUCAAUUAGUACUAUAAAAGUUAAAGGUAGGGCACAGUUUCUCAUUUCAGACAAAUAUAAGAAUACAAGGUGUAGCACUCGGAUUAGGCUGAACUUCAUAAAGGAAGAGCCUGAGCCCUUCUAUACAAACCUAUCUGAUCAGCCCUGUUGCUCAGAAACACUAGAAAUUCUGAAGGAUGUUGUUAGGUCGUCGGAGGUUAUCGCUGGUGUGUAGAUUAAUCUUUUUCAUCAGUUUUGUAUCGUCGGAGGCUAGAACCCCAGAGAAGCUUCCAUCUGCAGUGGUUGUUGGCGCCGUCUAUUGUGACACAUGCUUCCAGCAAGGUUUCUCAAAGGAUAGCCACUUCAUUUCAGGUGCAUCUGUUGCAGUCGAAUGUGGAGAUGAGAAUUCAAAACCAAGUUUUCGUGAAGUAGCAAAGACUAACGAGCAUGGAGAAUUUAAAGUACAUCUGCCUUUGUCGGUGAGCAAACAUGUCAAGAAAAUCAAAGGAUGCUCUGUCAAGCUGAUAAGUAGCAGUGAACCUUACUGUGCUGUGGCCUCAACUGCAACUUCAUCUUCAGUCCACCUCAAGUCAAGAAAGGACGGGACACACAUUUUCUCAGCCGGGUUUUUCUCAUUCAAGCCUCUUAAUCAGCCAGCACUAUGUGUUCAAAAACCAAUCAUUAGCAGAUCAAAUGAGCUGCCAAAUACUGCAAAGUUGACAUCAAUCUCAGACCCCGAUGAUCCAAACUUUUCUCCCCCAAUUCAAGAUCCACCCACAUCAGAUCCACUUCCGGUAGUUGGGAAUUAUGUUCCACCUCUUCCACAGCUACCCAACGUGCCAUCUUUGCCUACACUUCCUCCUCUGCCGCCUCUUCCCGGACUACCAAAUACCCCAGUGCCAGCUGGAAAGUCGUCAAUAUCCAAUAACUCUCCAGUAACAUCUGAAUCCUCAUACGAAAAGGUUGCUCAACCGAGUAUUUUCAACCCAAUACCAUUACCGCCAAACCCCUUGCUCCCACCACCUUCCUUGUUUCCUCCAAUUCCGAAUCCAUUUCAGCCUCCACCUUCAAUACUUCCUCCGGUCAUUCCAUCACCUCCACCUUCAAUUUUCCCCCCAAUAUUUCCUUCACCUCCACCGUCCAUAUUCCCUCCCAUUUUUCCUUCCCCUCCUACACCUCCACCUUCCAUAUUCCCUCCCAUUUUUCCUUCCCCUCCUGCACCUCCACGUUCACUAUUUCCGCCGCUUGUUCCUUUGCCAGGUUCAACUCCCUCUCCUCCACCACCGUCACCACCAUCCUUUCCUCUCCCUCCAUUUCCAUUCCAACCAGUUCCUGGCCUCCCUGGACCUGGAGUGCCUCCUGCAGUCCCUUCAUCUUCUGAUUCAGAGAAAAGCUCUCCUUAAUUAAUCUAAAUGUACCAGAAAUUUUACAUCCUCUUUUUUUUUUUUUUGGGUUCUUAUAUAUUUACUUGUUUUCUUUCCCUUUUGCAACGUUAAAAUGAUGUUCUGAUAAUCCUAGUUGGGCAGAUGUAUAAAGCCAUCAGUUUCUAUAUGAACUCUGACUACUGUAACUAAAAUAAAGGUAUACGAUUUUAGAUAACUGGGGGGGAGGUGAUUUUAUCUUGGUUCCUGGCUGCUGAACUCAAGAUGAUUUCUGUUUGCACUAGAAUAUCGCA
Molecule: messenger RNA, 1826 nt
Organism: Coffea eugenioides
Lineage: Eukaryota; Viridiplantae; Streptophyta; Magnoliopsida; Gentianales; Rubiaceae
Product: vegetative cell wall protein gp1
Exons: 2
Coding region: 349-1554 (401 amino acids)
Source: RefSeq, a predicted model, not a curated record